This is a messenger RNA of Phytophthora infestans T30-4, 4650 nucleotides long. RefSeq lists its product as uncharacterized. Bases 1 to 4650 code for a protein of 1549 amino acids. The transcript has 6 exons. Gene Ontology annotation, molecular function: protein binding. Lineage: Eukaryota; Oomycota; Peronosporomycetes; Peronosporales; Peronosporaceae. The record is from RefSeq and is a predicted model, not a curated record.
AUGGAGGGAGGUGGCCCUUCCAUCAUUGGUAUUAACGCUGAGAGUCGAGCCCGCGAGUUGCGGCGGCGUGUGGGUAAUCGCCGUCGCGCUGGUGCCGAUGUCUUGAGCUCCCCGCUGCCAGCGCUUACGCUGAGUCUCCCACAACUCGUUUACGCAAAGCAUGAAGCGCACGAGAUCCGAAUGGACCUGAUCGACGCACAAUCACAGCACAAUUCGGUAUUGAAAUAUUGCGAUCAACAGUUUGUUAUCGAGAGCAACGUCCGACAAUUGCGUAAAGGAAUUGGAGAAACUCAGUUGCAGAUUCGACAGAAGACUGAAGAGCUCGAUGAACUCCAACGGCGUGUACUGAGAUUAUCCAAGGCGUUGCAUGAUUCGUCAGAUGAAAAAACGUUUGCUAAAACGAAACUUGGCAGCCAAGAGGAGAUCAGAAAGCACCAACUUCAUACCAAGUCGUGUCGACAUUGUGGACGACAGUAUCUCCCUGGAAUUGCCAAAAGCCACGAGGAUAACUGUACCAGGGUGUCACUUCUAGAUCUACAGCCAAUGAAUCAAAUCGCAGACAAUGCACCGGUGGCUACGAGGUUUGUAUCACAACCACCACGCAACCUUCGCCUUAACUUAAAGGAAAUUACGCAUAAUGCGCUAGCGAUAGUGUGGGACCCACCGAUUUUUACCGGAUCGAAUGCCAUUCUUGACUACGAAUUGAGCUACGCUGUUGUCCACUCCAAGACGAAGCAGCAGAGACAAUUUGACCCUCAACCGCCUUUGCGGCUGUCGCAGUGGUGUUUGGUGAAUCCGAUUCCUGGAGAUAAUUAUCGAUUGAUCAACCUAUCAGCGGAUCAGGAGUAUGGCGAGUUUGCACUUUGUGUAAUUACAGUCGCCGGCAAGAGCGAACCAAGCAACAAAGUAGAAAUCAUACGAACACAACCUGCCAUCCCUCCAUCAAUUCCGUUGUUUCUAUGCGUGGGGGUAGUUAGUGCGACAAGUAUCACACUCACAUGGGUGGAGCCUCUUGAUGAUGGUGGCAGGUCCGUUCAGGACUACGAAGUCAUUUUCUCCGAAGCAAUAAUCAAUUUAGACAACGUGGACGACAGAGGAAAAGCCUGGCUUAAUGUAUCCGAAAUCGAGUACAGACCUCGUCGAAUACGGACAAACUCGACGAGAACUUCACUGACGAUUACGAACUUAUUGAGUGGGGGAGAGCACCUUAACUUCCAAGUUCGAGCUGUGAACAGCGAAGGUAUACAGGGUGACUAUUGCGAGCCUAUCAAGUCCAUCUUCACAAUAGCUCCGGGUAACGAGUUCAAGCUUCUCGAUGAGCUGCAAGCGGCUGUAAAUUCCCGUUCACGUACCGUGGAUUCGCAGUUUUUGAGUGGGUUUAUGCAGCGAUAUGAACGGCAUCACUACAUCCAACAGGUGUCUCGGUUUAUUCUAUCCAUGCACCCAGAGCUGGAGACAAAGCAACCUCAAGCCAUUCAACAAGCUACUGGUCAAAAACAGUUUGACGAUCUCACAGAUGAGGAAAAAGUGUGCGAACGUCGACGGCAAUUUCAUUUUCGAGUUGCUGCGAUUCGAAAUGAUCUCAAGAAAGCCGAUUACAAUGUCCAGUGGUGCAAGGAUCGUCAGAUUGAUCUAGUGGCGCUGAUACGAUCUGCCGAGUCGCGAAUUCUCGAGAAACAAGCUGAGUUGGAGCGUGCUAGGAUGUUCAAGGGGCCUCAAAUGGACUCCGAUGUCUUUGAAAAUGGAUUGCAGCGAUUCUUUACAAAGGAGUUGAUUGUUGCACUGGAGGAUGAAGUCGAGAUUGACCAACUGUAUAUUUUAGAUACAAAAUCUGAAAUCGUUCUAGUGGAAAACUACCUGCGUGCUGACAUUAAGCGUCGUGACACGUUGCUCAAGAGGUUAAAAGACAGACAGGAAGCUCUGGGGGUAUUCGAAAGCAGCCCCAGAAACACAGCGGAGAGUACGAGAACUGCAGCUACGUUAGCGAAACUACGUGGUGGUCUGCUGUACCGAGCUUUUGCUGCUUUUGUCUCCAACAGGAAAGAGGCUCACGAAAUACGAAGAAAAAUUUGCACCGCGAUCAACCGCCUCGUCAACCAUCGGCUCAGGAGUGCAGUCCAGCAAUGGAGAGACGUCGCAAAGUAUUUGACGCGUACAAGUGCUGGGGUUGGCGAGAUAUUUGGCAUUGGCAGUAUUGGCUUACUGAACGCUGCUCUUGGUCGUGAUGAUCUCAUGAUUGAAACCCAAAAACUGCUUCACGAGCUUCGAUCAACUGGAACUUCUUUGCAAGACAUUCGUUGGACGACUGAGCAACAGCUGGCAUCCAAAACCGAGAAACCUCUGGCGGAGUGUAAUGCUGAUCUGGAACAGGCUCGGGAACAAAACAAGAAAUACUUCUACUUCCUAUUGGAAGGUGACGCUAAGGGGAAUUUGCAGGACUAUGAAAGCGCUCUUCGCUUGUACAAUUUCGUCCUUGGCAAUGAUCUCUGGAUGCAGCAGAUGACGGAGGCCCAGCGAGUCCAACUGCAGCUUAAGAUCGGAGAAGCUACGUUUCGCCUUGAGAACCACGAGCAGGCAUUGACGAUAUUUAACCGAGCUUCAAUUAUGGCAAACCGGGCAGGGCUUUGCUACGAAGAGGGGUCUGCACUGCUCCGCAUAGCGGAUAUACAACGUUUACUACGAUCGCUUCGAAUUAGUAUCGAAAACUAUGAGCGUGCUUUGCUACUGUUUGAAGCUGUGAGGAAUACUCAGGGCGAAUUGUCAUGCUAUCGUGGGCUGCAGCACGUGUACGAACGACUUGAAGAUCGAGAAAUGGCUGAAAUUAACAGACAUCACGCUGAUGAUAUUGAAUUUGUGCUGGCAAAAAAACUCUCAUCCGCCAGUCAGAAGAUGAACAAGCUCCAGCAACGAUUAGUGGGGGCAGGGGCUGAACCCUCUUGCCAAAUUAUUCUUGAACGAGUUGGUCCCAUUGUUCCUAGGCUGAGGAGGGAGCGCAUUCAACGCAAACUCGAUAUUCGCGAGGAAACGAAACUCAUAUCGAGUUUAGAGAUCUUACUAUCGGAGAAGAAAGCGUUGCUAGCGAAAGGAGAAGACGAUCUGAAACGAGCACUUGCUAGCGACUCGACUCAGGUUGAUUCGACAGUCAUCAGUGGCUCGAACGCUCGCUACGACGUUGAAGAUUUCAAGAAGAAAUUGGCGAAACUAUUGGGUGGUGUGAGAGCUGGUCAGGAACAAGUCAACAAAGACAUUGCCAAUGCUAAAAUCCGAAUCAGUAACGCUGAGGAUGAGAUCAAAAGCCUGGAAGAGGAAUUGGCAGUCGAGACGGGGCCACUCAUGCGCAAAGUUUUAUCCAGAGAAAAACUGCGGUGUUUCCGCUUCAAUGCCACAAACGAAGCUCUGAAAAACGUCGUGGGAACGGCAAGUCACGGCAUCACCACGUGCGUCGCGUCUGCGGGGGUGAAUGGGUUACUGUUUGACUUCCUGUCUGGCGCUUGUCUAGCACAAGCAGUAGGCGACCCAGAGAAAAAUCAUCUCGGUGAACCUACAGGUCAUCAAGCUCAAAUACUUUGCGUGUACUACAUUGGCCACCGGAUCUACACCGGGUCUGCAGAUGCCUCGUUGGGUGUUUGGGAUGUCAAGAAUGAAUCGAUCGGUGGGUUUUCCUGCUCUUUGACUCGAAUGCUCAUGGACUUUGACGCCGCCGUGGUCAGUGUGGUAGCUGAUACACAGUGGUUUGCCUGUGGAUGCUCGGACUGCGAUGUGUUCGUAUUCGACGCUGAGUCGUUGGCAACAAUCGCUCACAUCAUUUCCGCCCACGAUCGCACGGUGACUACUCUGUCCAUACAGAGUGCCAAGUCGGCACUGACAACAGGAGCUGGCGAUAACAAGAUCAAAGUGUGGGAACUUGGCAAGGCUUCGCAAUUCACAGCACGGCGUAAUGUAAAAUUACUAUGCUGUCUCGAAGCAGAUCGUCGUGGCGACGAGUAUUUCAACGGACAUCUCGCUCCUGUCUCUUGUGUGCGACGAGUAGCGAAUGAAAUCGUUAGUGGCGAUACCUCCGGCAGGAUAGUUAUCUGGAAUCUGGACUCGGACAAUAAAUUACUUCGGAUCUGCGAUGUCCAUUGCGAUGUGGCAGUAACAUGCCUUCAGUUUGAUGCCACACGCAUCAUAAGUGGAGCGAGUAAUGGACAGAUCUGUGUCAUCGACUUUGCCACGGGACAUCUCAUCCAAACGAUGUAUGGUCACCAAGACGGCAUACUUGAUCUUCAGUGCGAUCGUACCCGGUUGAUCAGCAUGUCCGCCGAUGGCAAGGUGCGAUUGUGGUUCUGGCAAACUCGAGAUGGUGUUGGAGCCGACAGAAAGAAGUACCAUAUCGUGGGAGCUGGAGAAACGCUACGUUCGCUGUCUCUGAUGUACCGUACGAGCGUCCAAAAGCUACUUCAGUGGAACUCAAUUCCCGACUCCACGAAGAUUUACCUGGGACAGAAGCUCAUAGUGGAAGUCGACACAAACGUCAGCGCCUCGGAUGAGCUCAAGACUCUGGAUCUCUCGAGUUCGGUGCAAUUUGGCAAAUUGUCGUACGAAAACCUCGACUUUGUUGCUUCCAACCAAACGAAAAGCAAAGACGUCGAGGCACAGCAGUUGAGGUAG